Molecule: messenger RNA, 681 nt
Organism: Bemisia tabaci
Lineage: Eukaryota; Metazoa; Arthropoda; Insecta; Hemiptera; Aleyrodidae
Gene: RpS30
Product: ribosomal protein S30
Biological process (GO): translation
Cellular component (GO): cytosolic small ribosomal subunit; ribosome
Molecular function (GO): structural constituent of ribosome
Source: RefSeq, a predicted model, not a curated record
CUUCUGCACGUCACACAUCUUCAAGAUGGCAGCCAAAAUCGAAAUGCGACCACCAUUCUUUAUCCGCCUUGCUCACUAAUCUCAUUUCUCAAUCUCAAUGCCAGCUCCGAUCUUCUGGCUGCACGUGUACACACUUUUCUCUUAGUUUACUUGAGCCUACACAUCCAAUUCUUCCAACAGUCUCAAAAUGGAGUUGAAUAUCCGUGGAAUAUCAAAAAAUCAUGUUGUCCAGUGUGGUAUCGAUGAUCAAUUAGUGCAGAUUAAGGAAAAAAUUGCUACCCUUGAAAAGAUUCCAAGUGAGCUUCUAUCCUUGUACUGUUGUGGCACACCGUUGGUGGAUGAUCAAGCUGUUUCCAGUCUCAGCAACUUAAGCAUAGAUGUAACAGUUCCUUUACUUGGAGGUAAGGUCCACGGAUCUUUAGCUCGUGCCGGUAAAGUCAAGGGUCAGACUCCAAAAGUUGAAAAGCAAGAAAAGAAGAAGAAGAAGACAGGGCGUGCCAAAAGGCGAUGCCAGUACAACAAGCGAUUUGUCAACACAGUUCAAACAUUCGGGCGAAGGAGAGGACCCAAUGCAAAUUCUUAAACCCUUCGGUUUGUUUAUUGUGUUUUCAAUAUUUUUGGUUUAUACAAAGUUUCUAAUGUGAUGAAUUUUGUUCAUAAAAUAAAUUGAUUCAAAUUCAA